AGUACAGGGAAUGGGCCCUGUAGGUGAAUUCACAUUACAACUUCCGUAAUAAUCUACAGCUCUGUGUCGUCAAUUUGGGGAGGAUUUGUGCUUCAUAUUGGAAUUCUGUGUCGCUUGGAGAGUUGGAUACAGCGACGACGUGCUCUUAACGUGUGUUUUUUCAUUGGAUGUAUGGGCGGCUUAGGCCGAAAAUGGUGUUUUUUAAUGGCUCUGUCAAGUUAAAGGUAUGCGAGGCGUCGGAUCUCAGACCCACCGACUUUGCCCUACGCCAUCAAAUGGGCCCCAACAAAGCAGUGACCCUCAUAGAUCCAUAUGUGUCUAUAAACGUUGAUGAGUUGUUUGUGGCUAGAACGACUUCUAAAGCAAAGACAUGUCGCCCAAUUUGGAAUGAGGAUUUUGUCGCCGAGGUGCACAAUGGACAAAACAUCGGUCUAACUGUGUUUCAUGAUGCGGCAAUUCCGCCUGACGAAUUUGUCGCGAAUUGCACCAUUUUAUUCGAGGAUCUGGUGGACAAGCCCAAGAAGGCAGAUAUAUGGAUUGACUUGGAACCCACCGGGAAGGUUCACGUCCUAGUCGAACUGAAUGGCUCGUCCUCCGAUGAUCGCCAGCUGGACAGAGAGGAAGCCACCGUAGGGUCCACAGCACAGAAAGAUCAAAGAGAAAGAGUAUUUAAGGAAAAAGAUGGCUUGCUCAAUCGGCGGCGUGGUGCUAUGCGAAGGCGGGUCCACCAGGUCAACGGACACAAGUUCAUGGCAACAAUUUUACGACAACCAACAUUUUGCUCACUUUGUAGGGAUUUUAUAUGGGGGCUUGGGAAGCAGGGAUACCAGUGUCAAGUUUGUACUUGUGUUGUUCAUAAACGCUGUCACGAGAUUGUGGUCACCAAGUGUCCAGGCUGCACCAAGGAGGGGGAUGAGGCCACGGGCACAAGGUUCAAUAUCAAUGUUCCUCAUCGGUUUUGUGUCCAUAGUUACAAGCGUCCCACAUUCUGUGACCAUUGUGGCUCGCUUCUCUAUGGGAUCAUAAAGCAAGGGUUGCAAUGUGACGCAUGCAAAAUGAACAUCCACAAACGUUGUCAAAAGAAUGUGGCCAAUAACUGUGGUAUUAACGACCGGAUGCGGGAUAUGGCCCAGAUUCUACACGACCUAGGAAUCUCGGGGGACAAACUCAGUGGCAAGCCCAAGAAGUGUUGUGCUUUUCAGCCCUCAUUUAGUGAGUCUCCCCACAAGAGUCCUACAACAGUUCAUGAAAGAUCUUACUCAUCACCAAUACCUGCAAUGCCAGAUGCAUAUGAGGAUGUGUUAAUGGAAGCAGGUCGUCAUACAUUUAUGGGGGACACGUUGAUGGUGUCAUCCACCAAUGACCACCAGAGAGCUAGGAGUCCAUCACAAGAGCGUGGGUCACGCAUGCGUUACCAUCUCACAGACUUCAACUUUAUCAAAGUUCUUGGGAAAGGAAGUUUUGGGAAGGUGAUGCUGGCAGAGUGCAAGGGUACAGAUGAGGUGUUUGCUGUGAAAGUGUUAAAGAAAGAUGUGAUAUUACAAGAUGAUGAUGUGGAGUGUACAAUGACAGAGAAGAGGAUACUGGCACUGUCGGCUAAACACCCUUUCCUCACUGCACUACACUCCUCUUUCCAGACAAAGGAGCGUUUGUUCUUCGUGAUGGAAUAUGUCAAUGGUGGCGAUCUGAUGUUCCAAAUACAGAGAGCUCGCAAGUUUGACGAGCCACGGGCACGCUUUUAUGCUGCUGAGGUGACACUAGCUCUCAUGUUCUUACACAAAAAUGGAAUUAUCUAUAGAGAUUUAAAAUUAGACAACAUUCUCCUUGAUGCGGAAGGCCACUGUAAGAUUGCUGACUUCGGUAUGUGCAAGGAGGGAAUGUUCGAGAACAGAACUACGCAGACAUUCUGUGGGACACCAGACUAUAUUGCUCCAGAGAUUCUGCAGGAGCUGGAGUACGAUGCAUCUGUGGACUGGUGGGCACUGGGGGUGCUCAUGUACGAGAUGAUGGCGGGCCAGCCUCCGUUUGAGGCGGACAAUGAAGAUGACCUGUUUGAGUCUAUACUUCACGAUGAUGUGCUGUACCCGGUCUGGCUCAGCAAGGAGGCAGUAGCCAUUCUCAAAGGGUUUAUGACAAAGAACCCAGCAAAGCGACUAGGCUGUGUUAAAACCCAGGGCUGUGAGAAAGCUAUUCUCAUUCACCCGUUUUUCCAUGAGAAAAUUGACUGGGAGGCAUUAGAACAGCGGAAGGUGAAACCGCCCUUCAGACCAAGAAUUAGAAACAAAACAGACGCCAACAACUUUGACAGGGACUUCACGUCGGAGGAGCCUGUGUUGACACCGAUGGAUCCAACCAUGGUGAAGUCCAUCAACCAGGAGGAGUUCCGAGGAUUCUCCUUCAUCAACCCUGAUUACGGCAAGCUGGACAUAGAGGGCGCUGCAGGCACAUGUGCUGCUGCCUCAGCUGUGGGGACAGGGCACUAGUGUCUCCCACCCCAUCUACCAGCACCCCUUCCCACAGACAGACCGACAGACAGAUGGACACACACAAUGGCCCUACAUAGUUAUUUAUUGGAUCCCAGUUCACUCUGAGCAUUGGCGGUCUUGAGAUGUAUGUUUGAACUGUGAAGCCGUCUCUCUGAAGGGUGGACAAAUCCAGCCACUCUGUCCUUCAGCCGCUACAGAUGGCACUCUCUCCUGUAUUUAUUGAUUCCACGGCCCCAGAAUCACUCCAGAUAUCUUCAUGCUGUGUAGGAGGUAUGGAGGCAAAGAUGGAACAGUUUUAACUUUGGUUUAUUGUCUAUCAACUGUUGGACAGCUCCACCACAUAACAUGUUUAUUUAUUCAAAUCAAGUCUUCUUUGUUUUGGGUUUUUCUUCCUGAGUGAGAAUGAGUCAGUUUGAUCCCGUUGACCACUUGAUAGUUAAGGCUUUUGUUGUUACCCAUGAUGAUAUUAAGUUUGUGCUGACUCUAAGCCCUGUGUUCAUUUUGUUAUGACUGAUUCCUCUAAGGUAUCAAGUAUUACUUGUCAUAAUACAUGCUCAGCAUUUCUUCUACAUUUGUUUAUAAAGAGGCUGCACAGAAAGCUGGCCUGUGUCGACCAAAUGUUUAAGAAUCAUGGAAUAAUGCGAUUCACAGAGGAGCAGUGAUUGUUCAACCAAGUUGGUGAAUGACUUACCAUGAAGUUGAUCUUGGUUCCGGAGUCAAUUAAGACAAGGCAGUUUCUGACUCUGGGAGGCUAUAUCACCCUGCUCCCUCCUUUCAGCAGCAUCUUUUGUUGCAUUCAGAUGUUUUUCUUCUUUUCUUUAACUUUGGUGUUGAGCCUCUUAGAUUUGAUAAUGAGCUAUCAGAGAAAUCUGAGGCAGCAUUUUAUAAUAAAAUACCCCUCAAAUAAUUGAAGAAAAUGCAUAAUUAUAUUCUCUACUUGUCCCCUACCCAAUAUAUUUAUUCUCCAGGAAGGUGUAAAUCAAUAGUGAUCUGUUGUAUAUGAGAAUGUUAUUCUUAAAGCUGUACAAAUCCAGUGAUGUAAGGAGCUUUGCAUUUGAAUGUUCUAUUAUGGCAUAAAAUGUCAGCUAACCUCUUUUAUGCUAAGUCCAAUUUUUUGUGCAAGUUUGCCUGACAACCGUCAUUAAAAAUCUCUCAUUUCUCCAUUGUUAAUGAAAGUUGGUGGAAAGCCUGUUUAAUUUGCCAAAUCAUAAUAUACAGUCUGUUGUUCAGUGUCCCUGCCUGCAUGGUUGACCUGUGGGCUACAUAUCAAUGUGGUGGCCAUCUUGCAAUGUGACCUAUUUUUUACAUUUAAUACUGUUAUCUCAACAACUCUCCCCUGGUCUUUUUGACAAAGAUUGUGGACAAACCUCUCACUGAAUGUAGUAAUGCUGUAACCAUGCAGCUCAAAAUAACACUUGUCAUCUUCAGACGAGAACUUCUCAUCCAUUCGUGGACUAUCAAACACUACACAUUUAGAUGUAAUUCAAUACCAUCUAGGUAAAUUGUUAUUUGUGAAAAUACAUAUUUCAUAGAAGGUGACGACUAUUUGUAGGAAUCCUGCUUUGCCAUCAAGUCCAGGGCUAGUAUUGUCAUAUUGUUGCAAGAUGUCCUUCAUUAAAUGCAUUGUCAGAGUACUGACUUUUCAUGUGCAAUAUGGGUAUUUUAGCAUCAAGACAGUUGUGUUCCUGUUAUUACUAUUAUUAAUAAUUGUUUAUGAAAGCUGUAGCUAUAUGCAUAUUAAAGACUCAAAUCAAUAUUUCAUGGAAAGAGACUAAAGAUGUUAAUAUAUAUCAUGAUACUCCAGUCCAUAGGUAAGUAUGGUCUAGGGCUGCAGACAUUUGUUGACUUAUGGUUAUUUAAAACUCAGAUUAUUGGGCAAAACAUUAUAUUAUGUUUUUCCUUGAAAUAUUGCUCUUCCCUUUAAUAUGCAUUUGGCAUGCCAUGAGAAAUAAGUUUUUCACAGGAGUGCACUAUCUUUUCCAUUUCUCUAUUAUAUAUAAUAUAUUUGUGAAUACAAUGGCUUUUAGGCAGGCCUUGACUGUUGAUUUUUUAUGUGUAAAUUAUGAAUAUUUGUAAAAAUGUUUGGUAUGAUACACCUGACACAAGUGGCCACAGAUAACCUAGGCAUAUCCAAUCUGCAUUGUGUUGUUAGGCAUGUGUUUCUCGCAGACUGCACUAGGUCCCAUGCUCUCCUCUCUCUCUCUCUCCUUUCUUUCUGACUCUCUCUCACACAUACACUGAGUAGGGGUAUGACUAUCAACAACUUGUAACAGUAUUGUUUUAUUGAGUCACUCACAGGAACGUUGUGUGCAUGUUCAACAUGGCUGUUGUGCAGAGGCCAACCAGAUGUAGGGUUGUAGAGAAUCCCAGCCAGGGCAUUAGUCUCCAUAUGGGAAACUCAUUGUUGUAGGGUCAAUAUUGCUGAUAUUAACACUGAGUGUGAUUUAUUUCUGUAUCUUGGAGGGAACAUGCUGAAUACAUUCAUAACUUCUGAAAGAAAAUGUCUUUGCACCGAAAUGGUAGGUUAUGUACUGAUGGUCAGAAGUUGAGCCACCGUGCAUUGUGUCAUCUGUGUAGAGUUAUGUAAAGUACCCAGGACUACGGCAUAUAUGUGCCUGAAUGACAUUAAACCAGGAAGAGAACAAUAGGCUAAUUCAGCAAGCAUAAAGAGUUCAAUCAAGUUGAAUAAGGAGUUAAUGGAAAAACCAACAUAUUGAGAUCAUGUCAGAGUUAUGUUUGUACAACAGGUUCAAAGAUAAUAUAUUUCAUGUGUUCAAAUUGUUGGUUCAUGAAUGAACUAUUUUGUCAUGGUAAACAUGUUAUUACAGUUGUGAGUGAAAAAUAUCUCUUACGUUGAGAAAGAAGGAAAUGCAUUUCUUGGAGUGUUCUUAAUCUCUGACCAUCAGGAUGUGAUAGUUUGAUUUGAUGUAGAGAACAUUUGCUAAGUGAGGAGUUGAAUAUUCAUGUUAUUGUUAGAAGUGUGAAUGUUUCAGGAGAAACCUGAAACCAGAUAGAUGACAUUUGGUAUUUGCUGUUUGAAACACUUUGUUCUGUUGGAGCUCAACUUCUAGUCAACUCUUUCAAUAAUCAUUAAGGAAAUCUAAUCCUGCAGCUAUUCCUGGUGGGAAUAUCCCCGAUUUGUGCAAUAUGAGACGUAUUUCCUUCAAAGCCAGCAUACAGAGGGUACUUCUAUAACAUAUUGGCUUGCUCAAAGAACAGUAUUUCCAUGUUACAAAUUCAUCAUGGAUACACUAGAAGUUGAAUGUAUUUUCCUGGUUAGAUCAAAGUGAGAGCCAGAGUCUUAACCUUACUGUAUUCCUUUGUUAAGUUCACAGCACACUGUAAAGGUGGCAAGUAUAUUGUUUCUGUCUUGAGUUGAGUGAGUUUGUUUUCAUUGUUAUAGAAAAAGGAAUCACAGCAAUCCAUGGUAGAGCUGGUGCAGCAAGCUCUCUUCUCCCCACCAUAACACCCAUUCUUCAGUUCCAUUACUCUGCCUACACAUCACAUUUCAGUAUGAGUCGAUGAUGAGGCCAGGAGCAGUAGACAUCAGCAAGGUUGUAGCUGGGACUGCAUGCCGCCUGCUUGCUCUGCACGCCGUCUGCUUGCUCUGUACACCAAUGGCUACUUGGUGGUGGUACAACCCUCUCUCCUUGUCCCAUUUCUGCAGUGGUCACACCCUGUAGUGUGUGUGUCGGUGCAUCUCUUCCCUGGGUGCUGGAUACCUUUACAUGACCACAUCCACAUCCACGACACCACUUUCAAUAUGACCCUGCAGCAGUCUCUGUGGUGGUGGACCUCUCACUGUCUCUUGGCAACGCCUUUUCACCACUACAACAACCACAUCCACUAUCCCACUUUAUCAAUAUAUCUGUCCAUGUGGUGGUGCAUUGCUCCCUGUCUCUAGGCGUCUCCCUCACAACCACAACACCCCUGCCCACCAACAUACUCUAGAUUGCAGUGUAUGUGUAGUGAUGCAUCUCUCUAUCUCUUGGGUUCACAACAGACCGCCUUCAUGGUUUAGUUGAUGGGAUGUCUGUGAUGAGAGCAGAAGGUCAGUGGUUUGCUCCCUGGCCAUGUUACUGAAGGGUGUCAAAACAUGGUAUUCAGCAUUAGGAGGAUAAAACAAGAACUGAAGUGCUCAGUCGUGUAUACAAGAUGUGAGCAAGAAACCAUGUAAAACUGCUAUAUAAGUGCAAUAAUCUUGAAUGCAACGUUAAACCUCUCUUAACCCCAUUACCACAACCCUGCUUAGCAUACCAUAUCCUGCAUUCGUGUGUCGCGGUGCAUCUCUCCCUGUCUCUUGGCAUCCUACCACCACCACCCCAGUUCCAAUACAUGCCCAGUGACUUGCACUGUGUGGUCUCGCCCUGUCUCAUCACCUUCACACCACCAUCACCAUGGUGCCCAUCAGCCACCUUUCACACCUGCCAUGCUGACAGCUUGUCCUCAUCAACACAAGCUGUACAACAGAUAGAUUUCAUAACAUUUCAGCCGGUUUCAUUCAGUUAUGUUAUAUUGUAUGUCUGACAGGAUCAGCCUAGGACAUUGGAGGGAACCUUUUGCCACCUGGUCAGCAAUGAUUUGGUGAAGCUUUGGGCACUCCUUCUCGCUUGCCAAAGAGAUGAGAUAGCCUUGAUGGGUAGAAUGUGUGCUAUUAGUGACUGAGAUUGCUAAGGGGCAGGUACACACCAGCAUACGUACAGUGGGUAAUGUGCUGUGCUGGAGCACUCGGUAGGACGACAUUCAUCAUCAUCAGCCUUUCAUCCUGUAAGAUCUGAUAACAUUGUUGUACUGCCUCGCAGCAAGCCAAAUGUGAUAAUACAAUACAAUAAUUUUAGUCAAUUUUUAAAUUAGUAUAAAUUGUGACUGUGCAUACAAUGUCUUCAAUUAUUUUAUCUUGACAUAACAUUGUCCUGUUUUAACUCCACAUUUAUUUUGAUGGUUCAUUUUACUCUGUGCACAAAGGGACAAUGUCAACAGUCAGCCUUCAUCAACUAGACUGGCAUGAAAUUAUGUCAAAGCCAUAAAUUCUGUUGAGAAACUAAGUUGUGUGAUGGGGCAUAUGAGACAUGAGGGAGUGUGUACGUACGGUGAUAAUAUUUACCUGAAGACAUCUCUCCACUUCCUUGCAGCAAGCAUAGCCCUCCAAAAAAAGAUUGUUGCUUGUUGGAGUGUACUUUGCACAAUAUUACACAGUAUGCCAGACUGAAAGCCUAUUUGUUGUUCCUUAAUAAAAUGUUUCUGUAUAACAGUGCAGAUUUUAACAGGCUUGAGCAAAACAGCUUGCUUAUUUCUGUUUCCAUCAACAUAACAAAUUUGGCCAUGGUUUUGUUUGGAAGAAUCUCUGAAAUUGCAUAUGUGCUUUGAUCUGACCAGGAUACAGUGGGAGACAGGGUGCCGGGCAGUGUACCCCAGUUUCACUCAAGUACUUACUCAGAUGGGUAAGACUGAACUCUCGUUGAAGGAGGAGGCGGAGGAGGAUUACAUUAACCAUCGUGUGUCCAGUUGAUUUAUCCUAAAUACUGACUUUAUCAUUUACCUAAAAUGUGAAAUGUUCUCCAGAUGACAACAGAUCUGAACUUGAGUAAUCUGGGGUGCCUGUAUAAUGAGUAUCACAAUGCUCCCAGCAAGGUUCAGUGUUGGAAGACUGUGGUGUUGAGCAGGGGAAGACCACACCACCUGUUCCAGUGCUUCAAGGCCUACAGAACCAAAGUCCUGUUUACAGUAUCGAUAAUGAUUCAGAUCUGAAACACUUUCAUUACUUGUCUGAAGAUCUUCUAACCAGCUGGAUAAAGACAUUGCCUUGAUCAACACCACCAGUCUUCACCAAUUUUGUUCCUUCUGCAUUUGCCUCAUUCUAAGUUUACUAAUAGAACAGAAAUGGCUUAAAUUUGGCAGUUACAUGGCAACAUUUUUGUCCGAUAUUUUGAUGUUGUUUGUAAUACUUGUAUGUCCUCAUCCUGAUUGGAUGAUGUCUGAAACUUAUAUUUUGUUUUAAAUCUUUUUUAAAAGUUACAAUAUUUAUCUAAAGAUAUAAUUUAAAAUGUUUAUACUGAACGUUGAGCAACUUUAAAAUAUAUACUUAUAAAUAAAUAUGAAUAAUAUAUAUGUUUAAUGCUUGUCUAGGGAUACCGAGAUCUAAAGCUGACAUGCAUGCAAGGACAUUAUUGUGGCUCUCAGAGGGAGUAUUUCCCACUGUGUGUCCGGCCCUCAGUUGGGAUAUUAUGUAAGGUAGAUGACUCUGCUAUUCAGAGGUGAACUUACAAUGAGGUGAUAUUUACUCAUUUACUCGAUCUUUAUUGAAAUUGGUGUCCUGCUACUGAUGUGUUUCCAUGUUGUUAUUGUCGUAUGCUAUCUAGCAACAAGAGUGUGCCGUCACAGACUCUCAACUUCAUAGAAAACAGUUUAGAUCCACGUGUUACAGGCUAGUGACUGAAAUAAAUGCUUUUGAAAUAUA
Messenger RNA from Haliotis rubra (blacklip abalone), 8943 nucleotides. RefSeq names its product calcium-independent protein kinase C-like. Bases 168 to 2483 code for a protein of 771 amino acids. Gene Ontology annotation, molecular function: ATP binding; diacylglycerol-dependent serine/threonine kinase activity. Gene Ontology annotation, biological process: protein phosphorylation. The transcript has 16 exons. NCBI's taxonomy places the organism in Eukaryota, Metazoa, Mollusca, Gastropoda, Lepetellida, Haliotidae. The record is from RefSeq and is a predicted model, not a curated record.